Molecule: messenger RNA, 516 nt
Organism: Oppiella nova
Lineage: Eukaryota; Metazoa; Arthropoda; Arachnida; Sarcoptiformes; Oppiidae
Source: the annotation of a GenBank genome assembly
AUGACGUGUCAGACACCGGACUUUAACCGCACUGAUCCACCCCUGGAUGUCAUUGUCUCGAAGGACACUAAACUGAGUUUCAUUAUGGAUGGAGUGGUGAACAGUGGUCUCAAUGAGCAUCAAUUAAGGCUUAUCUACUUCCCUGACCCCACUUUCCACGCUUUCAAAGAGGGCGCGAGAGUUGUGUAUAUUGAGGAACCGGUGCUUAAGAUCGACGGCAAAGACUUGCGCAUCGAUUACCCGAUCGACAUCCGGGUCAGUGAACACCACAUUCACUGCAAUCUCACCGAAAGUAAGACAUUUGACGCCAUUUACUGUAAAAUUGAACAAAACGAUAAGAUAUGGCAAGUGGACGGCAAUGAGCACCGGGUGCUUAUCAGAGUCGGCAAAAUAAAUUUUAGUCCAGGAAACAUGACGUUCGCCAACAAACCGGCUAUUUUAAGCCUGGGCUCAAUACUGCUCAUCAUAUCCCUCCCCAUACUAUUGAUUAUAGCAAUAGUGGCUCUCAUUUACUAU